This is a messenger RNA of Rhipicephalus sanguineus (brown dog tick), 888 nucleotides long. RefSeq names its product tubulin-specific chaperone C-like. The coding region runs from base 1 to 888 and encodes 295 amino acids. The transcript is spliced from 3 exons. NCBI's taxonomy places the organism in Eukaryota, Metazoa, Arthropoda, Arachnida, Ixodida, Ixodidae. Gene Ontology annotation, biological process: post-chaperonin tubulin folding pathway; tubulin complex assembly. Gene Ontology annotation, cellular component: cytoplasm. The record is from RefSeq and is a predicted model, not a curated record.
AUGUACGACGGAGACGACAAGGAGAAACUAGACGAGGAGUUUAGUGAAGCAGAAAUCAGGGUGGUCCUAAGCAGUAUCAACACCAGGUCGUCCCCUGGCCCGGAUCGGGUGACCAGCAAGACUCUACGCAAUCUGGACGACGAGUCAAUUACGCGACUGACGGCCUACGUUAACGAGUGCUGGCGAGUGGGCUGCCUCCCCAAUGCGUGGAAAAGGGCCCGCGUGGUCAUGAUUCCCAAACCGGGUAACCAGGCGGCCCACACCGCGGCUCGAGGUCUCACUCACCGAGCCGCGGCCGAUUCGGUGGCCGCCUCCACCUCAGAGAGUGUAAGAACACAACAGCAACCGGAAUGUGAUGCCAGACUGGAGGGGAAAUGUGAGCCUGGGCCAAGCUUCCCUGCUGGUACUUUGAAGAAUGCUUGCACCGUGGGCUUCCAAGGCCGAUCAGGAGAGACGUUGAUGCUGUCAGAGGUCGGCGGCAAGGACACAGAGCUCGACUCUCUCGACGACUGCCAAGUGACAAUUCAAGGCUGUCCAGCCACACUGUUUGCUCGCAGGCUCAGGAACUGCCACAUCCGGUGUGGACCAGUGGCCAGCUCGGUUUUUGUGGAAGAGUGUGAGAGCUGCACAUUUCUCGUUGCCUGUCAUCAGCUGCGAGUACACGACAGCCUCAAGUGUGAAUUUCGAGUGCACGUCCAGACACGCUCCAUCAUCGAGGACUCGAACGAGCUCCUGUUUGGCAAGUAUGACUUUGUCUACGACGGGGACGAGCAAGAUUGGUGUGCAUCACACCUCGACAGGACAGUGAACAACUGGAACAAGGUCGAUGACUUUAACUGGCUUGCAGCUGAUAAGCCUUCGCCCAACUGGGAGCUGUCACGGGUGUAA